CCCUAUGAAAACUUACAGUGUUUUGUACGUACGGCUAAUUUGCACAAAUAGAUCAUGGAAUCUAAUAAAAUGUGCGAAAAUCUAACAACUACAAAAAAGACAAAAUUAACAACAAAAAGCGCAACGAAUACGCAUGUGAAAAUUAAAAGUCAGCAACUUGCGGAAUUGCAUAAAACUUACGAAAAACUACGAACUGAAAUCGAGCGAUACUAGACAUUAAAUAAAAAGGACAAGAAAAGCAAAAGCAAAGUAAGAAAUAAAGUCCAAAACAAAAAUUAAAAUCCAAAACCAAAGAAUAACGAAGUGUAUAAAGAAAAAUUGCAAAGUCAUAACUAAACGAACGAACUGUGUAAAUACAUAACUAAAAAAAAAACUUAAAACAAAGGCCGCCAAACAAAUUAUAUCUAAAUUAAACCAAAUUGAAUUAAAGAAAACAAGAACAACACACAAAAAGUAAAAAAAAACAGAACUCUCAAAUCCAGCUGCUUUGUUGACUAUGUCCGAAACUGAGCUGUAUGACAGCAAAGGCAAUUCCGAAUCCUUCCUGCAAUAUGGCAACGAGAAACCACCACCGAUCGUUGUUGUUGUCGGCGAUGGUCGCAGUCGGGUGCGACGUGUGGUGCGCACAGCAACACGUCACGUGACUGUUGUCAGUUACUCGACACGACACAAGGAAACGCGCACCCAUACAUCGCAUCAUGUGACGACUGUGAGUUUCCCACAAAAAUCCAUCGAGCGUAGCGGUUCGACCCAAUAUGAUAUUGCUGCACCGCCUGGCUCCACAACAUCCGGUUCCACAAUGUCAACGGAUUGUGGUGGCUACGUUUACCUGCAGCAACACUAUAUACCCUCGAGCUCUUCCAGUGCUGCUAUAAAUUAUCCCGUCAUGCCACAAUCUCACAUGAUUUACCAGCAACAUCAUCCACAACAGUAUGCUGCAACCUCGUGCCAUCAACAACAAAUCGCACAUCAACCAGCAACAGCGGGAACCACUGGUGGUAUACAUCAUGGCCAACAUGUGAGUUUACAUCAUCAGCAUCACCAUCAUCAUCUACUGCAUGGCCAUCAUCAUCAUCAUGGUGGUGCCGUUGUGAUUGCAGGCAGUGGUGUUGGCACUGGCAUGGGCGGCAGCGGCAUCGCUGGCGGCGGUCCAGGUAGCACUUCACCAUCGGCAAUGCAGCAAAAUAUGCACAAGAAGAACUCUAUACGAAAUGGCAGCGAUGUGAUGAAGCGCGCACGUGCACAGACAGCAUACGAGCUCUCACAAGAUUUGUUGGAGAAACAAAUUGAACUAUUGGAGCGUAAGUACGGUGGCGUGCGAGCACGUAAUGCUGCCGUAACGAUACAACGCGCCUUUCGCCACUAUAUGAUGGUGAAAAAAUUCGCCUCAAUUACCGCAAUGGCCAAAGCUGAGAAGCGUCUAAGUCGUCGUGUAUUAAUAGUGUCUGGCGGUGGUGGUGGUGGGACCGAAGAUGGUCCUGCCUCCAAUUCAUCAUUGUCCUCGGCAUAUGGAAGUGCAACUGAAUCUCAGCUGGAUAUGAUACAGCAACAGCAGCAACAACAGCAGCAGCAGCAGACACAAAUACAGGGCUCUACUUCACCGUAUGCCGUCAACCAACAACAGCCGCGUGUUACCAUCUUGGCUGGGCCACCGGGCAGCGUAGGCGUUCCAGCUGUGCCUAUUGUUUCGUCAAAUGCCAUGUCAGCGCGCACACCACCCACGCGUUCGCUAUCGAUGCGCGAGCGCCGCCAGCAGGAUGGCAGCCCUAUACCGCGCAGUCAAUCAGGUGCCUCCUCGGUUCCCAUUGGCGGCGGCGGCGGUGGCUCUUCUGCCUCUUCGACAUCUUCCGGCACGCUAGGUUCAUCCGGAUCUACGCAUCCACAUGUAAAUCUACUACACGCCACAGAGCCACAUUUCUAUGGCAGCCAACAUCUGGCCACCCAUUACUAUCAUGUGCCACCACACGACGCCAGUUACGGCAGCUCGGCGAACAAUUCACAUUUGGACGGAAGCUCGUUGAAUACCUCGUGGGCGAGUGUUGCCAGCGUAGCCAGUGGCACGUCGCCCCAUACCCCCUACUAUUCGGCGGCUCAAAUUUAUAUGCGACCAAAAGGCGCCCCUGGCAGCACCUCAGCCGAGCGCAAGAAGGUCCCACCCGAGGUACCGAAACGCACCUCCUCCAUAGCAGCACAGCAGCAUGCGCAGCAUUUGGCCGCCCAGCAACAACACCAACACAUGCUAAUGAUGCGCCAAACUCCGCCGCCACCACCCUCGUUGUUGCGUUCGAAUGGGCUUUGUAAGAGCGCCGAGAAUGGCAGUCUCACGUCUGUGCAAAGUUCGGGUAGUGAUUCGAGCGUUACAUCAGCCGAUCGAAUUGCAGUUAACAGUGAUAUUGGUUCGGAUCGUUCGAAUUCGCCGCAAACGUGGAAGCGUAACACGGCGCUGUCGAGCUCACAACAGUUCGUGCACAGCGGUGACUCGUCAGCCCCGACGGUCACAUUUAGCCUCGCACACUCAACCGCUGGCAUUGUAACAGGUGGUGUAGGUGGCGCCUCAGGCGUUGUGGGAGUGGUUGGCGCAGCCAAUACAGCGGAUGAUCAUGCUGUGUCUUCGCAUACGACUGCAGCGCAGUACGAACAGCACGAUCAACAGCAGGAUCAUCACUUGAAUGCGGCGGCGCCUUUGCAGAACUACAAGGUUUCAGAAACGAUACGCAAGCGACAGUAUCGCGUCGGUUUGAAUUUGUUCAACAAGAAGCCGGAGAAGGGCAUCACAUAUUUGAUACGGCGAGGUUUCCUUGAGAACACACCUCAGGGCGUAGCGCGCUUUCUCAUCUCGCGCAAGGGCUUGUCGCGGCAAAUGAUUGGAGAGUAUUUAGGAAACUUGCAGAAUCAAUUUAACAUGGCGGUGUUGAACUGUUUCGCAUUGGAGUUGGACCUAUCUGGCAUGCAGGUCGAUGUAGCGUUACGCAAAUUCCAAGCUUACUUCCGCAUGCCAGGCGAGGCGCAGAAAAUUGAACGGCUAAUGGAGGUGUUCUCACAACGCUUCUGCCAGUGUAACCAGGAUAUAGUCGGCCGACUGAGGUCCUCCGAUACGAUCUUCGUGCUGGCCUUUGCCAUCAUUAUGCUAAACACCGACUUGCAUACACCCAAUUUGAAACCGGAGCGCCGUAUGCGCGUGGAGGACUUCAUAAAGAAUUUACGCGGCAUUGAUGACUGCCAUGAUAUUGAGAAGGACAUGCUCGCUGGCAUUUACGAGCGCGUGAAGGCUAACGAAUUUAAGCCAGGCAGUGACCAUGUCACACAAGUAAUGAAAGUGCAGGCCACUAUUGUGGGUAAGAAACCCAACUUGGCGUUGCCACAUCGACGCUUGGUCUGCUAUUGCCGCCUCUAUGAAAUACCCGACGUAAAUAAGAAGGAACGCCCUGGCGUACAUCAACGUGAAGUUUUCCUCUUCAACGAUCUGCUGGUGAUUACCAAAAUAUUCAGCAAGAAAAAGUCCUCCGUGACCUAUACUUUCCGCAACAGUUUCCCACUAUGCGGCAUGGUAGUUACGCUGCUCGAUGUGCCCAACUAUCCAUUUUGUAUACAACUCUCACAAAAAGUCGACGGCAAAAUACUGAUCACUUUUAAUGCGCGUAACGAACACGAUCGUUGCAAAUUCGCCGAAGAUUUAAAGGAGUCCAUUAGCGAAAUGGACGAGAUGGAGGCGUUGCGCAUCGAAGCCGAGCUAGAGCGGCAGAAAUCGGCGCGCAAUCGUACAGCCGGGAGUUCUGAGAACCGUGAUAGUGGCGUAGCUGACGUAGAAGUGGGAGCAUAUCAGUCCACACCAGCUGGCGAGCUAGCACCGAAUGCAAACGAUGCCGCGCAGCAGCUGAAACGUAGCGCGCUCAGCAACAGUCUACUCGAUAUGCAUGAGCAAUUUGGCAACGAGAAGCCACAGCGUCGUGGCAGCGUCGGUUCCCUGGAUAGCGGCAUGUCUAUUUCCUUUCAAUCGACCACCACAAGCAGCGCUUCACGCGAGAACGCCGCCGUUAUUGCAGCAGCCGCCAAUGCAGCAGCAGCUAAAAUGCGUUUCAAUCUACCCGCUGGCGCCGCCGUGGCAAUGGGGGGUAAUGUAAGCGCUGCUAUGGUUUAUCCCAAUGCUGUCGGCUCGUAUGCUCACGCGGCAGCAGGUUUUGUCAGUCAACCGCACGCAAUACUUAUGCAGCAACAAUUAGCAGCGCAACAGCAACAACAGCAUUUGCAGCACAUGCAACAACAACAACAGCAGCAGCAACAAGCACAUGCACAGCAGCAGCAGCAGCAACAAGCACAUGCAGUUAUGCAGGGCUCAAUAACAGGACGCAUGCCGAGUAGCGGGCGCGAGCGCAAAUCGUCGCGUUCUGAUGAAAGUGGGCGUUCUACUGAAGUGUAAAGAAAGAAACAGUAUGAGGGGGAGGGAAGCUGUAGAAAAUGUAUGUAAGCGAACUGUAGGGGAAGAGCAAAAUUUACUGCAAUUUAAAGGGAGUAUCUUAACACAGCUAGGAAACAGCGCCAGGAAAGUUAAAAACUAUUGCCUUUUUCUUAAAAAAUGGGUUUUGAAGGUGAAAACCUUUUUGUUACAUUAUUUUCUUUGUAAAUAUUGGAUUUUAGCAAAUAUUUUCAAGUAUUUUCUAUGGCAAGAAAAGUAUAUCACUUUUAUAAGAGUCUAGUUUGAGCUCUUCUUAUUCCGAAUGAUGCCUUGGAUGCAUUUAAUUUAAGAUGUGACAAGCCACUAACAAAUGCGGUCACAAAAUCAAUAACAAAUAUUUACUUUUUGGUUGAGAACCUUAAGUUUUUGAUAGUUUUAGUAAAUUUUAGGCGCUUGAAAUAAUUUUGAUUGUAAUUAAAAAUAUGUAAAUAAACAUAAUUGUCAAUAAAGUAAAUUAAUGAUUUACAAAUUGAAUAACUUACAUUUUUAAUUAACAUAUUUUAACCCUUUAUUUUUCAAUGCCAAUUGCUUCCUAUAAUAAAAUAAGAUUGUGCGUUAUUUUGAUCGAUAGCAAUGGCCUUUUCCGGGUUUCCAAUGAAAAUGGUGGCAAAACAUUAGCAUUCGAAAAAUAAAUGUCGCUUCUGAUUAAAAAAUAAAGAAAUAUAAAAUAUAAAAUAAUAUAUAAAGAAAUAAAUUUGUUGGUGAAAAAUCGUUAAAGAACAUGUCUCACAAAAGUAUUGGCAUUACACCCCAAAACCAGUGCCGAGUUUUUCAGUCUCGCAAACUUUACUAAAAAUUAAGCGCUGCAAUGACAGAAAUCACGAAGAAAUGUUUGGCAUUUCAGGAAUAUCAUAAGACGUUUAAAAUUACUUUUUGGAAUGCAUAACUUCGUAAAUUUGUCAAAACAUUGGCCAGUAGAAAUCCUGCAUUAGAACUUGUUAAAGCUACCUUUACACAGGUCGACAAAAACCGUCUGAGCCUAAGUAGACUUGC
Molecule: messenger RNA, 5446 nt
Organism: Rhagoletis zephyria (snowberry fruit fly)
Lineage: Eukaryota; Metazoa; Arthropoda; Insecta; Diptera; Tephritidae
Gene: siz
Product: Brefeldin-resistant Arf-GEF family protein schizo
Biological process (GO): regulation of ARF protein signal transduction; actin cytoskeleton organization
Molecular function (GO): guanyl-nucleotide exchange factor activity
Source: RefSeq, a predicted model, not a curated record